AAGCAACUGGACUUGCUGGGUGGAGUUGGGUUUUUCAACUCACAUAAUUAGGGUCUGUAACCAGAUACUUACCUGUAAUUAGAAGAAUCUGUAUUGAUCAUAUCUCUUUUCCUCAAUGAUUGGUACUUGCAUUAUCCAAGGCUAGAGACUCCAGUCUUAAAGAAUAGAAUAGAGUUUAUUUGCCAUUUGCACAGAUACAUUACAGGAUUAGUGGAAUUCUUGUGCAGUCAAGCUUACUAAAAUUUAAAAGGAAAAAACUGGCAUAGAUGACAGAAUCUAAUACAAUUAAAUACUGAAAUACAAAAGUUAGAAUUAUAUGCGCAAAAUAAUAUAUAUUAUGUACCAUAAUGUGAAUAGUGGUGAAUCUUUUUGGGGGAGAGACAUUAAGAUUGCUGUAUAUUGAUGGCAGAUUAUAUCUCAGUUGGCCUCCUCUUCCAAAGCAUCUGUCUUCCAGGUGCACUGGAAGUGUGUACUGUGUAUGUGAACUGCUGAAUCAUGGCCUGAAGAGCUGGCUCUACUGUGUUGACUUUAUGAAUGGGUUGUUUUGUUUCGACAGUUCUCAAGUCUACAAUUUCUUACUACACUGAACUACGUUGCUCUGCUACAGCCUCUGGGUCUUGUGUUUUGGGGGGACAAGCUUCUCCUUCAGGGUGAGAUUGGGGAUUGCGAGGUCCAGUUUUCCUUGGUUCGGCUUUGUUUUGUUCGGAUAUUAAAGGGGACGUGUAUAUGUGCAAACAUGGUGCGCAAACAAAAGGUGCAGAAUAAAUUCAAAAGAGAUCCUUAUUGAAACAAUUGGUGGUGACGUCACCACCCAGCAGCCCCCUAAUAAUAUUAAUGAGUCUUUAUCAAGAAUAAAAGACGCAACGAUCGUGGAAAUAGUAGUACAGUAUAACAAUAAGACCCGAGGUGCGUGUAAUCAUCGCGGGUCAAGGGCUAGCGGAGUGACCACCAUCCGCCGAAUAUGUGGGGAACGUUCCGGUGUUUUGUGUCAUUUUAAUUGUUCACUCCUUCUUUUCGUCUGCGUGGAUUCAGUCGGGAGAGUGAACCCUGCAGCAAACCAAGCGAGGCCACAGCAACAUAUGUACACAUAUCUCCAGCUCGGUUAUGAAAACGGACUAAGUGUUCGCCCCCUCUCCUUCGAGCAGCCCACUCACUGUUCACGGGGGUAGCUGAUAGAAGAAGAUGACCCUUUUCUCUUCGUUUGAGGAGGCUCUGCUGCUGCCGCUGCGUGGGGGAGUGGGUUACAUCCUGUGGCGUUUCCUGUGUUUGUAAACUAGACGGCACUGAAAACGUCGGGCGAGUGAAGCAGAAAGUUUUAAUGCUAGAUGAGUGAGGUGGGUGUGGCUUCCCACCAGCCCGACCAUCCUGACUGACGGAUCUCUGGAUGACCUUGUCCCCACCCCUGUCCCUGCGCUCACAUAUACCACAGCAAUGUCACAUCUGCCCAGCAGCUCAGUCCGCGACCAUAUGAAAUGGGCGGGGCUGCUUGGCUGCGAGGCUGUCCUCUCCAGCAUGGCGCUGAUGCAGGCCAGCUCCAUGGCCGCUCCGCCCAAAAAAAUGAUGGCUCCACUUGGCCAUGGACCGCCGCAGAGAGACGGACCUGACCGUGCUCCCCAGAGUCAUAUGAUCCUCCCAUCUGGAAUGAGCUGUCCACCUCUGCUCAUCCGGAAGGAAGGUGAAUUCCAGGCUCCCCGCCUGCUGGAUGAGAAAGAGAUGAGGGCCAAUGAGGACAUGCAGCAGAAAAAAAAGAACAGGAAAUCAGUAACGCCCUGCAAAGUGAGAGAACAAGAAGGAAGGGGGGGGAAGGGCACAGGUGGAGAUGAGAAUGGUCCAUCAUCCAAAGUGCAGAAAAACUUUAUUUGCGAUCACUGUUAUGGAGCAUUUAGGAGCGGCUACCACCUGAAGAGACAUAUCCUCAUUCACACAGGGGAGAAGCCGUAUGCUUGUGCCGUAUGUGACAUGAGGUUUAUUCAGCGUUACCACCUGGAGAGACACAGCCUCAUUCACACGGGGGUGAAGCCAUACGCUUGUUCCAUGUGUGACAUGAGGUUUUUCCAGCGUUACCACCUGGAGAGACACAGACUCACUCAUACGGGGGUGAAGCCGUACGCUUGCUCCAUGUGUGACAUGAGGUUCUUCCAACGUUACCAUCUGGCAAGACACAGCCUCACUCAUACUGGGGUGAAGCCAUACGCUUGCUCCAUGUGUGAUAUGAGAUUUUUCCAGCGUUACCACUUGGCAAGACACAGCCUCACUCACACGGGGGUGAAGCCAUAUGCUUGCUCCAUGUGUGACAUGAGAUUUUUCCAGAGAUACCACCUGGCAAGACACACUCUCACUCAUACGGGGGUGAAGCCAUACGCUUGCUCCAUGUGUGACAUGAGGUUCUUCCAGCGUUACCAUUUGGCAAGACACAGCCUCACUCAUACUGGGGUGAAGCCAUAUGCUUGUACCAUGUGUGACAUGAGGUUUAUACAACGUUACCAACUGGAGAGACACAGUCUAACUCAUACAGGGGUGAAGCCGUACGCUUGCACCAUGUGUGACAAGAGGUUUUUUCAGCGCUACCACCUGGCGAGACACAGCCUCACUCAUAUGGGUGUGAAACCUUAUGCUUGCACCAUGUGUGACAUGAAGUUUUUUCAGCGUUACCACCUGGCGAGACACAGCCUCACUCAUACUGGUGUGAAACCUUAUGCUUGCACCAUGUGUGACAAGAGGUUUUUUCAGCGCUACCACCUGGCGAGACACAGCCUCACUCAUAUGGGUGUGAAACCUUUUGCUUGCACCAUGUGUGACAUGAGGUUUGUUCAGCGUUACCACCUGGCAAGACACAGCCUCACUCAUACGGGUGUGAAACCUUAUGCUUGCACCAUGUGUGACAAGAGGUUUUUUCAGCGCUACCACCUGGCGAGACACAGCCUCACUCAUAUGGGUGUGAAACCUUUUGCUUGCACCAUGUGUGACAUGAGGUUUGUUCAGCGUUACCACCUGGCAAGACACAGCCUCACUCAUACGGGGGUGAAGCCGUAUGCUUGUUCCAUGUGUGACAUGAGGUUUAUUCAGCGUAACCACCUGGAGAGACACAGCCUCACUCAUACGGGAGAGAAGCCAUUUGCAUGUGACAUGUGUGAUAUGAGGUUUAUUCAGCGCUACCACCUUGAGCGACACAAGCGUGUCCAUAGUGGAGAGAAGCCUUACCAGUGCGAGCGGUGCCAGCAGAACUUUUCACGCACAGACCGGCUUUUGCGGCAUCGGCGGUUGUGCCAGGGUCGCAGCGUAGCCAAAGUAGAGAACCAGCCAUGCUGCGAACCACGCCCAUAUCCCCAGGAACCUCCGCCCGCACCCCCAACCUGGAGCCCCCUGCAUCCACCCCCGGGUCGGCUUGCGGUCUGACAUUCCUGCUUCCCCGGACCCACAACAUCGGCAGAGACGGGACAAGCCACAGGGUUUCUUCUUCUUCUCAGUUCUGCGCAGAGUGGCACCACACUCUAGCACAGACUGAUCUCGCAGCUCCAGUCUUGGAAUUAACAAUGACAGCGGGACAUUUGUGUUUUUUUUGGUUGUUGUUGUUUUUGUUUUUUGUCAACUUUUUACUGUCCUUUUUUUCCUCCGUUUUUUUCUUUUUUUUUUCUUUUUUUUUAAUUUUAUUUUUAAAACACCAGACUUUUCUGUGAUGAACAGUGCUCCUGUUUUGUACUUAAACUAUUUGAUUUUUUUGCAGAAAAAAAAAGUUUUUAUUGAUGUUCAAAAAUAUUGGCAUCUGGUGGUACUCGGGGUGGGGAGAGCACUGGGUAAAGUUUACUCUGACUUUUUGAUGACAGACGGGAUGAAGUGGUGAAGAAAAUUUUUUGAGUUUUUUUCCAGUUUUUUUUUUUUCUCAUGUGGCCCAUUUUGACAAAGGCUUCGUCACUUAGGACAAAGUUACUAAAACUGAACUUUCCCUCUAGGUAAAGGGAAGACACUGCUUUGUGGACAUCUCAUUUAUGGAUCAGACUUUGCUUACUGUUGCAGCCAAGACGUUUAAAAAGCAUUGUCUAUAUGAAUAUAAUCCAAGACGUGAUUUAUCAGCGCAGAAGGCUCAGUUUUAUUCAUUACUUUGUGUAAAUAAUUGAAAAUGUUUAUUAUUAUUUCACUAUGGGGGCUGGAGUGGUGUGUGUUUUUUUUACAAUGAACAAAAUGGGCCACAAAGAAACUGAGUCUGUUACCACUGGUCCACUGUGUCAAGUCCUGAGGAAAACCUGAGUAACCUUGUGAGCGUCAUGAAAAAAAAAAAAAACUAAAUGCCAGUAGGUGUAAAACCAGGACUAUAAAAGGAACGGCAAGAAGAUGAGCUGCAGGUGAUCGAGGAGUCGGGGUCGCUGGAUUGUCACGUAUUUUAUCUCUUGUUGUGUCGUGUGUGACAUGCUGACGACUCAGGAAAAGGAACAUGGCGGCAGCCUUGGCAAGCGCUCCUCCUCCCACGUGUGCUGAGAGUACGUGCUAAUGUACGUUCAGCUGUAAAUACACGGAGAGUCUCUCCUGCCCCCCCCCCCCUCUUUCUCCCCCUCAUUGAUGCAGGCUGGCCACUACAAGUCCCAUUAUUCUGUUUGUACAGAUUUGUGAGAUUAGCCAGAGGGGUAUACAAAAAUCUUGUGGCCUUAGUACGUAUCUUUUUCUUUCUUUCUUUUCUUUCUUUUUUUGUUUUUUAAUUAUCUGCCUUUUUUCUCAACUGUUUAAUAUUGUGGAUCAGAUGUAUUUGCUAGCCUUUCAUCAACACCAUGUUUAUUUUCUACCCUAAAGCUGUCAUGGUUACUGAAUGUCGACGGCUUCAGUGGCGCUAAAAACCGACUAAUGUGUUAUUCUGUCCAGAGAGUCGUCUUUUAUGAUAUUGAAUAUUUUUGGGUCAUUGUUACUGAUAACAGUGUAACACGGUAUAUAAUCGUAAAGGAGCCCCCCUCCACCCCAUCCCACCCUUGGAGUUUUGACAGUCCUUGUGAGAAGUCAGUAGUGCUAAAUAGUUUUUCCCACUGCAGUUCUUUGGCCUCGGCAGAAUCCACUCUGCUGCACACUAACAAUUGCCUUUUCAUCCAAAUAUUACGUGGUCGGUGUUUAAUAAUGGAUGUCUGUCAUGUCAUUGGGUUUAGCCUUAAGUAAGUUGCGGAAACACAAAUAAUCAUUGUAGUACUAAACGCUCAUGUAACAAACGAUCCCUUUUCAACUGCGAUGUUGGAAGUCUUUGAGGCAGCAAACCGGAGGCCGAUGAGGCAGCCUCCUCGCUGCUCACUGGAAGAAUUUCUCAAACUUGAUCCUUUCUGUUGAUUGGUGAGCGGGUGGUCACGUGGUCCCUGUGUUGUUCACCCAAGAAAUGUCAGAGCUGGGUAGGUGGAUUGUUCCGCUGAGGACGGAGGUAGUCUCACGGGAUCAUUCUUAGAAGAUGGUCUGGAUAAAAUAAACUUAGAGCUGGAGACUGAAUUGUAGGCGGCAGAGAUGUUUGCGUUCAGUACAAAUAAGAAGCAAAUUUCUGAGUUAAGUUUUAUUUACCAAAAGUAUUUUUAGUUUUAGUUUUUAAAUGGUCCAAUGAUGUCAAGGCAAAGUUGUGGGAUGUGUUGAAGUGUGCACAAAGUUGCAAAUAGUUUUUUAAAUGAUAAGUUAAAGUAAAAAAUCCUUUGGCAGUGACAGGGGCCAAGUUUGAGAAAUGCAAUAAUUUGUUGUGGAAACACUAUUCCACCUGUCUGUGGAAGGGAUCAUGCCGGUGCGAGCACAUACUGAAAGAGGCUGAAGGGCAAUACAGUAUAUAGUGGAUGUCACUUGUUAAUACCUUUUUGUCAUUCUUAUUGUUUUUAGUAUCAUUGUUAAAAUGCAAUAGAGUUUUGUUUUGUUUUUUUUCAUUAUUUUUCAGACAGGUCAAAUGGUUACUGUCUGGGAGUUUCUCAUCACAUUUUAUUAAUUGUUUCAAGGACCUUUUUUAUUCUGAUGAAAUUGUAAACACUGGAGUGAAAGGAAAAGGACAAAAAAAUAUUUUUCCUUCCAACUGUACUAGAUUUUAGGUUUUAGACAAAGCCUAUUUCUCCUCAACUCGACAUGGAAGGCAGACAGAACAAUUUGGAUCAGUACAGUUCAGAGCCCAGUAUGUUUCGGUGAUUUUGACAUUAGAGGCAGUAGUGCCACAAGGAAAUGUUUUUUUUUCUUUCUUAUACAAAGUCCCUGGUAUUUGUAGUAAAUUAUAUUGAUAAUGGUAUUAGAUGAACAACAGCAUAACAGUAGCUAUCACAGAUUAGUUGUUUUCUUUAUUAGUCUUGCAUGCAGAGUUAUGGUCCUCAGUUAAAAUAGGAUCUUGAUAUUGAUUAUUUUGUGUAGGAAAAUGAGUGCAUAAGAAUAACUUCCUAAAAAAAUGUUACAAUGAUUAUUGUAAAAUGGGCUAACUAAUAUGUACCCUCGUGAUCCAAUUAGUUUCAACUGUAUGAAAAUCAGAGGAGAGGCUUCUUACUAUUAUGCUGAAAUAAUAAAAGACUUUGUAAAGGA
Mugil cephalus (flathead mullet) is the source of this 6504-nucleotide messenger RNA. It is a transcript of the gene znf740a, whose product is annotated as zinc finger protein 740a. Gene Ontology annotation, cellular component: nucleus. The coding region runs from base 1432 to 3396 and encodes 654 amino acids. Gene Ontology annotation, biological process: regulation of cytokine production; negative regulation of transcription by RNA polymerase II; regulation of immune system process. The record is from RefSeq and is a predicted model, not a curated record. The transcript is spliced from 21 exons. Lineage: Eukaryota; Metazoa; Chordata; Actinopteri; Mugiliformes; Mugilidae. Gene Ontology annotation, molecular function: DNA-binding transcription activator activity, RNA polymerase II-specific; RNA polymerase II cis-regulatory region sequence-specific DNA binding.